Molecule: messenger RNA, 1461 nt
Organism: Aspergillus alliaceus
Lineage: Eukaryota; Fungi; Ascomycota; Eurotiomycetes; Eurotiales; Aspergillaceae
Product: FAD-dependent oxidoreductase
Exons: 3
Coding region: 1-1461 (486 amino acids)
Molecular function (GO): FAD binding
Source: RefSeq, a predicted model, not a curated record
AUGGCUAACCCAAAGCAACAUUACGAAGUCGCCAUUGCUGGAGGGGGCAUAGCUGGCGUUACUCUUGCUUUGAUGCUCGAGAAACUCAACAUCAGCUACAUUCUCUUUGAGGGUCGUGACACCCUCGAGUCAGACAGAGGUGCCGGUAUUGGUCUGCAGCCAAACGGUCUGCGUAUCCUUGACCAGCUAGGUCUCGUGGAGGACAUCGAACAGGCUACCAUACCCCUCAGAAAGUGGUUCUCCUAUGACAGUGAGGGGAACAUGAUGUCUGAUUCUAGUGCCAUGGGACAGUACCGCGAGAAGAUCGGAUACCCUGUCGCCUUUAUCGAACGACCAAAGCUUCUUCCCAUCAUGGUGCGCCGCAUACAGCGUACGGAAUGCGUCAGGACGUCGGCGCGUGUUACCUCGAUCGAGGAGACAGAUAACCAUGUCGUUGUCACAACGUCCAGUGGGCUAUCCGUCACGGCAGACAUGGUUGUGGGUGCGGACGGCGUACGCAGUGCUGUACGCGACCAUAUCGACUCCUCCUUGCCCCAGAAGAAGAUUCGCUCCGCAGAUGAUUACAUCGGCAUCGGCUUCUCCACCGUCUAUGGAAUGUCGGCGCCCACCGAGGGCAUUGCCCCUGGCGAGCGGUUUGCAGUUUAUCGAGAGCAGGAGACCAUCAUCGGCUUCACGGGCAAGGACGGCAUCGUGUUCUGGUUCGUCUUCGAGAACCUUAACAAUGACAUCCCGCUCUCCCAUGCGCCACGAUACACUGAGGCCGAGGCCGAAGCACUCUGCCAGGCUGUUGCCCACGUCCGAGUUACACCACGGCUCAAGUUCGGAGACCUCUUCAAGAACCGAGUCAUGGCUGUUAAGAUUGCAGUUGAGGAAGGCGUGGCAAAAAGAUGGCACACCGACCGUGCCGUCAUCGUCGGAGACGCCGCCUGCAAGACGACCCCAGCAGGUGGCCAAGGUGCUAACCAGGCCAUAGAGUCGUGCGCCGUCUUGGUCAAUAAACUCAUGGAGGCUCGAAAGGCAUCCGUGCCUGGUGAGAAGCUACCGCGCGAGGCCAUCAAGACUGCCUUUGCUAGUUAUGCCCAGGUGCGAGCGCAGUCAGCUGCCAUGACAUUGGAGAGGUCUCGGAUGGUCUGCAGCGCACUGCUUUGCAUUCCCGGACCGGCUGCGGCCAUGGUCAAGGACAUGUUGAAGCUCAGCGAUGAAGAUUGGCUUUUGCGCGCGUUCAUGGCCCUGUCCACCGCGCCAGUCCUGGAGGAUGUUGAGCUUACUGCUCGAGGACACCUCUACAACAAGGCAGUCAAGGCGGCGCAGGACGAGACGGAGAGACGCCGGAAUGCAGCUAGCCCAGCGACACGAGUGGAACAGAAGAGGAAAGUUGAUACGCCGACUAACGAGCCAAGCGAACUUCAGGACCCUGUCAGCCUGGUGCAAGCGGCGAAGAAACUGGUGGAAGUCUCUUAG